CGUGCGUGCGUGCGUGCGUGGGCGCGCGUGCGCGGCGCCGCUGUCUGUGGGUUGGCUGGUUAUUUUGCAAACGGGAGGGGCUGUGCGCGCUCCUGCCUCCGGCCUCUGUCCCCCACCCCCUUCCCCGGUCCCGGUCUCUCCUUCGGAAAGAUGUCGGACACGGCAGUGGCUGACACUCGGCGCCUUAACUCGAAGCCGCAGGACCUGACUGACGCUUACGGGCCGCCAAGUAACUUCCUGGAGAUCGACAUCUUUAAUCCACAGACGGUGGGCGUGGGCCGCGCGCGCUUCACCACCUAUGAGGUUCGCAUGCGGACAAACCUACCUAUCUUCAAACUGAAGGAGUCCUGUGUACGGCGACGCUACAGUGACUUUGAGUGGCUAAAAAAUGAGCUGGAGCGAGAUAGUAAGAUUGUAGUACCGCCACUGCCUGGGAAAGCCUUGAAGCGUCAGCUCCCUUUUCGAGGAGAUGAAGGGAUCUUUGAGGAGUCCUUCAUUGAAGAAAGGAGGCAGGGCCUCGAACAGUUUAUUAACAAAAUUGCUGGGCACCCACUGGCUCAGAACGAACGCUGCCUACACAUGUUCCUGCAGGAGGAGGCAAUUGACAGGAACUACGUCCCCGGGAAGGUGCGCCAGUAGGAGCCCCUCUCACCACUUGCCCUCUACUUUCCUGCUGAAAAUGACAUUGGUUUUUACACUAAGCCUCUCUCUCUCUCUUUGAUCUGAAGUUGGCUGCCCAUCCCCUGGCCCGAUAGACUGGCUGGCAUUGUGUUCCUUGGUACCUGACUACACCGUGGGCACUCUGCUAGGAUCCUCUUCUCUAAGGAGAGGUGGGAACCACAGGCAGAUGCCCUUUGCUUGGGGUGCGGGUGGGGGGAUUGGACUGGAAGGCAAUUUCUUGGGCAUUUACCCAUGCCAGAAGGCUAAUCUUUUUUGGGGGGGGGCGGGUCUUGUGCUGGUGGGGCACUUGGAUACAUACUGAUGCUGCAAGUCCAGGGGAUUUUCUUACUCUUAGGUUUAACCAGGAACGCUGAGCAGGGAACAGCCCUGCAUUUCCUACCUGCAUGAACUUUUUCCUUUUUGGGAAGGUGGUAGAGACCCAAACGUUCUUGUUUUCUCUAGGCCUGCUUCCCAGUUUUCUCAACAGUUUCUUUUGUUACUUUCUCUCUCCCUUGUUGCUUUUCAUGGCAGUAAAUCCUAGAGUCUAAGCAGUCUGUUGUAUGGAGCAAGGUGUGUGGGUUUUCUGGGCCCCUCAUCAUGGCUGCUUCAGAGUCAGAAGAAAGCCAUAGGGCAGUAGGAGAACUCUUGUUGUCUAGCCCCUCUCUUUUGUGGCUCCCCACUCUGGCUGCCUGUUCUUGCUCAUCAGGAGGUGAGCCAGUAUGGGCCAGCAGUUCUCCCUCCCCAAGCCCUUGGUACUUUAUAGGUUAGCUUUGCAGGUUUGAUGGCUUGAGGGGUGGGGGCAACUCACCACUGCCAGGUAACUCCCUAAAGGGUGGGAGUGGAUCAUUUUCUAGGUACCUCCCAGUGGUGGGGAAGGGCAUCACUACCCUCCCCCUUCCAUCCUCCCUUCCCCCCAUCCCAUUUAGUGCUGCCAUAGGGCAGAAGCACAUGAACAAACCACACAGUCUCUGACUUCUAAGCACUUUGAGCUGUUGAAUGGGGCUCAGGGGCAAGAGUUGCCGCUGCCCUCCCCAGCUUGGUCACAGGGUUUUUGAACUGCCUGCACUCCUUUUCCAUGGAAUUCCAGCAUUAUCCCCAGAAUUUCAGCUAGAGAUAGCAGCUGGGUAUGGAUGUCCCAAAUCUUAGAGUCUGAAGCAGCUUUCCUGGGCUUCUGUCUGGGAGGUAGUGGUUUGUUUGCUGGGGCCCGAUAAUCUAUCUCCAGUGGUGGGAUGGGAGCAAGUUAACUGUUGUCAUGUCAAAAGUGGGGACUCUUUGCUUAGACUGUCCGUCAUGGAAGGAUUGGAAUUCUCUAUGCAGGGUCUUGGGGAAAAGGAUUAUAGAGUCUGACAAGACCCUGAUCAGAGAGAUUAGGAUUGCAUUUUGACAUGGGAUUUGGAGUCCUUCUAAAUGUUGACGUUCCCUGAGACAGAUCAGCUCUCCAGCUGCUGAGCCUGUACCAGGGGCUGAGCAGCCCCUAGAGAGAGGCUCUCUCUGCUCCCUUUCCCACCUCCCCAGUGUUGGUGUUGUUGCUGCCUUUUUGAUUUGUAUUCUCUGUUAUUGACUUUUUUUUUUAAAGAGUUCUUCUUUCAUUGUGCACAAGUGCUGAAAGCCUGAGGCCCCAUUUCUGCUGUGUAUAUAUCCUGACUCGGGGCUUUUAUUCAGCAAACUGUUCAUUCUUCUGUCAGACAAUGUCAUAUUCAACUCUGUUCAUAUUAAACCACUGUGAAGCAA
This is a messenger RNA of Callorhinus ursinus (northern fur seal), 2391 nucleotides long. RefSeq names its product sorting nexin 12 (gene SNX12). Gene Ontology annotation, cellular component: retromer complex; early endosome membrane. The record is from RefSeq and is a predicted model, not a curated record. Gene Ontology annotation, biological process: endocytic recycling; late endosome to Golgi transport. Lineage: Eukaryota; Metazoa; Chordata; Mammalia; Carnivora; Otariidae. Gene Ontology annotation, molecular function: phosphatidylinositol-3-phosphate binding.